UGCUUACCUAUGGUAUACAUAUAUACACCAGAUUUCAUUCAUUUUAAAGAAAUUUGAAAAAAUGAAUUGCCUGAUAAUUUUAUUCUUAAGUAUAUCCCUCUUCGGUGUAUUAUCAGGAAAACAGACUACUGAAAAGGUUCUAUACAGAUACCCAACACCUGUUCCUCGUCCAUCUGUGUAUUUUGAUAAUCCUGAAGUGAAAUUAGAAGGUCUUACAUUUUCAAAAUUUAUACAAUAUGUCGUUAAGAAAUUGCUAUGGGCAUUUGAUAAUUUAAUGUUGAAAGAUUAUGAAACGGAAAUCAAACAACAUAACACCUCUGAAAUGUACAAGUUUAGAUUACCUCAAGAAACAACUACUGAAGAGAAAUAACAUUCCAAUGGAUUAGAAUUACUGCAAGCAUGUGUAACACUUGAACGGUUUACUUAAUUAUUAUUAGAAAAUCUAACCAAAAGAUCAGAUAAAUCCUGUUCUUUGAAAUUAAUUUCAUCUUUGAUUGAUAUGAAUUCAAGUACUAUUGAAGUGAACAAGAAAAUGAGCGGGGAAAAUCGAAUGUAUUUGACACGAAAUUAUAGAGCAUCUCACUAAAAUCUGAGAACAAUAUAGUAAAUAAUUAAUUUGCACAAUAUCAGUCCAUUGUCUCAAACGCAACUGUUCCUUUUGCAAAUAUCAGUCGAU
This is a messenger RNA of Schistosoma bovis, 676 nucleotides long. The record is from the annotation of a GenBank genome assembly. NCBI's taxonomy places the organism in Eukaryota, Metazoa, Platyhelminthes, Trematoda, Strigeidida, Schistosomatidae.